Messenger RNA from Numida meleagris (helmeted guineafowl), 6691 nucleotides. It is a transcript of the gene UBASH3B, whose product is annotated as ubiquitin associated and SH3 domain containing B. Gene Ontology annotation, biological process: peptidyl-tyrosine dephosphorylation; platelet aggregation; regulation of osteoclast differentiation. NCBI's taxonomy places the organism in Eukaryota, Metazoa, Chordata, Aves, Galliformes, Numididae. Gene Ontology annotation, molecular function: protein binding; protein tyrosine phosphatase activity. Bases 78 to 2033 code for a protein of 651 amino acids. Gene Ontology annotation, cellular component: cytoplasm. The record is from RefSeq and is a predicted model, not a curated record. The transcript has 14 exons.
CCCUCGGCCCUGCCCCGGCCGCGGCCCCCGGCGGGGCGCUGCGGUGUGCAUGGCCCAGCGCGGGCGGCGAUGGCUGCAUGAUGGCCCAGCGCGGGCAGCCCGCACCGCACGCCAUGGCUGCCAAAGAGGAGCUGUACAGCAAAGUCAUCCCCCGGCGGAACCGGCAGCACCGCGCGGGGACCAUCAAACACGGCUCGUCGCUGGAGAUCCUGCUGUCAAUGGGCUUCCCCAAAGCCCGGGCACAAAAAGCACUGGCAUCGACAGGGGGAAGAAGCGUCCAAGCAGCAUGCGACUGGCUGUUCUCCCACGUGGGUGAUCCGUUCCUGGAUGACACCCUGCCUCGGGAGUACGUCCUCUACCUGCGCCCCACCGGCCCCCUGGCUCAGAAGCUCUCCGAGUUCUGGCAGCAGUCGAAGCAGAUCUGUGGGAAGAACAAAGCUCACAACAUUUUCCCACACAUCACCCUUUGCCAGUUCUUCAUGUGUGAGGACAGCAAGGUCGAUGCUCUCACUGAAGCCCUGCAGGCCACCGUGAUGCGCUGGAAAUGCAAAUUCCCUGCCCCUCUGCCCUUGGAGCUCUACACGUCCUCCAACUUCAUCGGGCUUUUUGUCAAGGAAGAAAGUGCUGAGGUGCUCAAGAAGUUUGCUGCAGACUUUGCUGCAGAGGCUGCCUCCAAAGCAGAUGUGCACGUGGAGCCCCACAAGAAGCAGCUCCACGUGACGCUGGCCUAUCACUUCCAGACCAGCCACCUGCCCACGCUGGAGAAGCUAGCGCAGAACAUCGACGUCAAGCUGGGCUGCGACUGGGUGGCUGCCAUAUUCUCCCGAGACAUACGCUUCGUUAACCACGAGACUCUGCAAGUGAUCUAUCCUUACACUCCCCAGAACGAUGAUGAACUCGAGCUGGUCCCUGGGGACUUUAUUUUCAUGUCCCCAGUGGAACAAACCAGUACAAGUGAGGGCUGGAUCUAUGGCAUUUCCCUUGCAACCGGCUGUUCUGGGCUACUGCCCGAAAAUUACAUCACGAAGGCGGAUGAAUGUGGGACCUGGGUGUUUCAUGGGUCCUACUCGAUCCUGAACACCACAUCCUCCCCCUCCCUUCAAGCUUUCACCGACGGAGCUCUGGAAAGAAGACAGCAGGAAGACCAAGGGCCUGGGGACACAGGGCCACUCACUAUCAUCUGCCAAAACGUGCAGCCACUGCGAAUAAGCAGUCAGCCGGGGCCUCAGAAACGCUGCCUCUUCGUCUGCAGGCAUGGGGAGAGGAUGGACGUCGUUUUUGGGAAGUACUGGUUGUCACAGUGCUUUGAUGCCAAAGGCAGGUACGUGCGCAGUAACCUGAACAUGCCUCACAGCUUACCUCAAAGGAGCGGCGGGUUCAGGGAUUAUGAAAAAGACGCGCCCAUCACCGUGCUUGGCUGCACGCAGGCGAGGCUUGUUGGUGAAGCCUUGCUAGAAACUAACACCAUUGUAGACUACAUCUACAGCUCCCCGUCCCUUCGGUGCGUGCAGACAGCACACAAUAUCCUGAAAGGUAUGCAACAAGAGAACAACCUGAAAAUUCGAAUAGAGCCGGGCUUGUUUGAAUGGACCAAGUGGGUGUCGGGGAACACACUACCUGCUUGGAUACCCCCCGUGGAUUUAGCUGCAGCUACUCUAAGCGUUGAUACAACCUACAGACCUCAUAUUCCCGUCAGCAAGUUAGUGGUUUCUGAAUCUUAUGAUACAUACAUAAGUAGAAGCUACCAAGUAACGAAAGAAAUCAUCAGUGAAUGUAAAGGCAAAGGAAACAACAUCCUGAUAGUGGCACACGCAUCCUCCCUGGAGGCUUGUACCUGCCAGCUCCAAGGGCUCUCGCCGCAGAACUCCAAGGACUUCGUACAGAUGGUCCGAAAGAUUCCAUACUUGGGGUUUUGCUCAUGCGAAGAACUAGGAGAUACAGGUGUCUGGCAGCUUACAGACCCCCCCAUCCUCCCUCUCACACACGGACCAACUGGAGGCUUUAACUGGAGAGAAACCUUACUACAAGAAUAAGCAAAGCUACACAAGCAAGGAAAACCCACAGCCCAAGCGUUGGAGAAUGUCUCUUUCUUGUGUUUAUUGACAGUGGAAAAAUAGUCAUAAUUUGUUCUGUGGAUCACACAAACAGCUGUUCUAGCAUAUCUUACAUGGCCAGAGUCAUGCCAAAAUUCUCACGUACAACUAGGCAAACACAAAAGGGACUGACUGGGGGGGGGAAAUGUUUAAAUAUAGGUUGGAACUCUUGCACUGCAGGGAGGCUGUUUACUCAGUAGCUUGGGUAGAUUUCCCCACAGAGAAUGGAGCUCUGAUCACACCAGUAACUUCCACCGCCUCCCACACCGUGCUAGUAACAGCUAGCACUGUGUGAAAGUCCAGCUUUCAGGAGGGGCUUUCUCAUUGCUAUUUUCUGCAGAGCAGUAGCAGGCUUGCUCAGGACCACAUGCUCACUCCUCACUCACAGCCCCCAGGUUCUCAGCACCUUUCAGAAAGCACAUCAUCACCAGCAGGAAGCAAGAGGUCAGCACUGCCUCGCAGGCAGCACCAGAUGCUCCUCUCCUCUGGUUCAGCCCUGUUAGGUGCUGUGCUGGGCACACUGCUGAUACAAAGGCUGUGGGACACUGAUCUGCAAAAUGCUAAAUUUCACAGCACUUACUGACAAAGUUUGCACAUCAGAAGAGGGCACCAUGGUGAACAAAGACCAGGCACUGUUUCUUUUAAGCGAAGAUGGAAUAAUCCUUUUCCAGUUGAAUAUGGAAAAUUUAUAAAGUGGUUUUGCUCCCCUCUUUAUUUAGAGGAUUGAAACCCACCCUUGUGCACAGACCUAGCAUGAAACAUUUGUGUCUUCGCCAUUUAAAGCCCCCUCAGAAGGUCCUGAAAAAAAAAGUUUUGCCUUUACUGAGAUUUUUGUGCUGGUCAUUACACAGCGGUGGCUUUCUGUUAGCCCUGGUGAGGUUCUGCACUAAGCAGGUUUCUUCAGAGGGUAACAAAGUCAAACUGACACUGGAAUUCAGCCUUGGCUGCAUGCUUUCCUUCCUUUGCUUUAAUUCCCAAGUGCCAUCUGUCAUAACGACAAAGCAGAACGGAAAAAUCAGGGCACUGAAAUUCAGGAGCAGCAUGCUUUGUCCUACAUUCCAGUGAGGGAAGGGUUAGUUUUUGGGAGAAGGGCUUCCACCUGGACCUACAGCCUUUGAAAUCCCAGGAAGUGCUGUGGCAGACAGGUCCUUGUAGUGCAGCAGCCCAGUUUUGCAAGAUGCCAACACCAGCUGCUUCAGAGGGGAAUGCUAAAAUACCCCACAGAGGGUAGUUUAUAAUGCUAAUUGAUUUAAACAAAACUGCUCUGAAGCCAAUCAGCUAUGCCUUCAGAAAGCUCCUGCAGACAUUUGUACAGCUUACUUUGAGAAAGCACUUAAAAAACACACUUACAUGGGAUAAAAGAAGAUUUGGGCAUACUCCUUUCAUAGUAUAGAGCAAAGCAAUGCUGGGUCUAAAUUACCCAAAAGGGGUGAUGGUUACAACCCAGUUAAAGAAAGAGUGAUCUGCUUACCCAUCCCAAGGAUCAGAGCUUGCCAAAUACUCCAAAAGAAGGGAUCUCCAGGUAGAGAGCCUUCCCUGGUGGCAGCCAGCCCUUAAAUGAGGCUCAGGGAGGGGUGGAACCAGGCUUCACCUCUUCUGGUCUCACUGGUGAGUUGCUUUCACCUGUGCUCUCAGGGCUGGCUGGGUCCCUUCCCCAGGUGCUCAAUCAUUGGUUCAGGCUGUGACUUAGCAAUUCCCAUACACUUGGUUUGGACCAUCACUCCGAGUAUGCCCAUAAACAUAAUCAGUUUUACCAGAAAAGAGACUCUGGCAUCCUAGGGUACCCCUCUUCUGCCCAGAUUUCCCUCUGCAGAAAGUGCAAGUAUCCUUAUUUAAAAUAUUUGCACACCACAGAAAUUUAUAGAGGCCAACUUUAACAAAGGCUUAUUAUUCAUAGCAAGAUCAGAGCUUGACUUGGGGCACGUUUGUUUGGGGCAGGACUGGUCUUACCUUGCAUUGGACAUGAUGUAGCUGCACUUUCAGCAGUCAGAACAAAUAAGGAGUGGUAAACUGCAACAACCCUUUGUUUCUAAAGCAGGUAAAAACACUGAGCAGCUGUGAUGUAACGGAUCUUAAGGGCUGAGCUCAGCUUUGUCUCUGCUUUAACGAGCUGAUCCUGAGCUUGCCAGGGCAAAUACAGCAGAUGCUGUACAGAUGUUGAGUCAGCAGAGAGCUCAUCCUGUGCAAUAUGUACAUUGUCACGAUGCAUAUCAGUAGGUAUUAUUUAUACAUUUAUGACUGUAACACACGGUUGGCCAUUCAUAAGUGCAUUAUGAUACCAGGGAUGUAUACAGAAAAGUCAGGGAAAUAACUUCUGAGAUGACAAAAGAAACUGCUUCUCUGCAGUUAUAGUGCUGUCACUUUAGUUUUUAACGAUAAUUUAAACUCUUCUUGGCUGUGUACAGACGUUUUGAAGAGCAUUUCUGGCUUGUUUUCCUCCAUGCUUACUCACUGCAACUUUGCAAAGAGUUUAUUUAAAACUGAAGAGGCGACAAUCACACGACAACUAAUUUGGUUACCGAUGCGCGUGUGAUUCUCCGGAUGGCGUUUGGUUUCAUGCUGUGGGUCAGCAAGACGCGAUGCAAAGCAGGGGAGGCUGCUUAGGUCCUGCUGCAGUCAAACAAUGUGACAGAGUUUCUUCAGACAGAAGCGUGGAACAGAGAGGGAACAAAACCCGAAGGCACAACUUGAGUAUUGUACUAGCUGAUCUUUGCAUAUAGGAAGUAAUGCAAAAGAAAAGUGUUCUGUUUGAGAAGGUAGAAUAUGUUAAAAUACUCUCUUCUUAAAAAACUAUAUUUUUGGAUGCUUGGGAAAGUAUUUUGACAAUUGUAGUCUUAUCUCGCAUUAGAUUUUUCAGGUGUCAAGAAUGUCAGAAAGAAAAUCUUUCUUUCUUCCAGCAUUUUGAUUUCUUGUAGGGGUUUUGCGUUAAAUAACGUCACGUUGAUGAGGCUUAUUAGGGGGAAAAAAAAGAAAAAAAGAUGUUCCUUUUCCAUUUUUAAUUAAGAUGUUAAGAAUACAAAACAGUUGCUGCUUCACUUUCACUCCAUUGCUGCUCAUUAAUGUAUAUUUAAUGUCGCUUCAGUGUUCUGUCACAGAAGAACGUUAGACUUGAUCUGCUGAAAGCGGGUACAAGUCUUCUUCUUGCCAUCACUGGGAGCUGCAUCAGAUCCCAGGAGUUUAAUUAGGGUAUAGAAGGCACACAGCAGUGUCUAGAUCUCUCCCUCUCUUCCCAAUUAAGGAAUGGAAUAGGAAACCUGCCAAGAAUAUUGUUCUUCUAGUGUUUCCAUAAAGCAUAACUCAAGGGUUGUGCUAGAAAAACACAAGAAUCAAAGCGCAGAAUCAAGCUCUAGCAUGGCAGUUGCUGAUGGGAUGGCACCAGGGGGACAAAACUGGUAUGUUUUACCACGUUUGGAUUUGAACAAGGCUUUGCACAGGGCCCGUCACCCUGGACUAGAUAUCUCCCUGCGCUGAAGAGGCUGGGAGUGCACUGCAGCGUGCCCCUACCUGCUGGCUUGAGCUCUGCUUUUCUCAUUUAACACAGGUGCCAGGUCUAAAGUUCCAUGAAUUUUCCUUACAUUUAGUGCAGUGGUAGCUGCAGCCAAAAGCUUAAAUCCUCUGCACGCAGGACAGGUUCUCAGCAAGUGUGAACUGACACCGUGUGCUCCCAUCAACAGAGCUUUGCCUGCUCAUGCAAACUGAGGAUGCAGGCGAUACCUUCAGAUAGAAGUAUCCUUCCCUUUUUGCUCACUCAGUUUCAGAAAGAACAGCUGACGGCAGGAGCCUCCUUCUCCUCCCCUCUGUUUGUAGCUGCUGGUAUCAGCCUUAUUAGGAAAGUGAUAAUUAACAUCACCAGAUUAGAGGUUGUUUAGAGAUUUCUGCGGGAAUCAUUCUUCCCAAAGGCAACACGAGUGGCAAGUCUGCAAAACAGAGAGGUGAGAAGAGAUGCUAGAAGGCUGCUGCCUGGUGCUUAAACGUAGGGGAAAUUAUCUGAACUUCAAAAACAGAUGAGAAAUGACGGUGGUAGCAAACACACUUAAAGUCUGAAUGAAAAAAGAACAUAGCAGUUCUUGUGACCGGUUGUGUGCACUCCAAAUUGCCACUUAGUUCUCACCACUUCCCCAGAUACGCAUUCCCUGGGGAAUAAUGGUGAGCCAUACACGCGACAUAACAGAAUACACAGCCACCUCCUUUCUGUUCCUUCCCAUUAAAAUCUAUUUUCUGAAGUUUCUCUCUGUGGACAGUUCUUAAAACUUGAUGUUAUCAGUGGAUACUUUUUUUUUUUUUCCAUUUUAAACCUAUUGUAUCAUUCUGUUUAUUAUGUUUUCUAGUGUGAGCAGAUUGUAUUUAUUUGAGAAAAAAAUGUUUGCUGUUUAAAAAAAACAAUAAUUGUAUUGCCAAAAAUAGCUGUAAUUACCUGUGACAUCUGUAUUUUUUUAUUUUGGGGGGGGGGAGGGUUGGUUGGUUGUUUUUAAUCUCAAGUGCUAACAACUGUUAAAACAACCACUGCAUUUUAAUUUGCUCAUUACAUUAAAUGGAUUUCUCUGAAGUCGGACAAAAAUGGCUCGUAGAUGAUUUAAUAAAGACAUUGUGCUCCCACA